Molecule: messenger RNA, 4416 nt
Organism: Anopheles coluzzii
Lineage: Eukaryota; Metazoa; Arthropoda; Insecta; Diptera; Culicidae
Gene: Vps8
Product: vacuolar protein sorting-associated protein 8 homolog
Exons: 3
Coding region: 117-3950 (1277 amino acids)
Biological process (GO): protein targeting to vacuole; vesicle-mediated transport; endosomal vesicle fusion
Cellular component (GO): HOPS complex; late endosome
Molecular function (GO): protein binding
Source: RefSeq, a predicted model, not a curated record
GCAAGUGCAAAAAGGUGAUAAAGGGCUAUUUUCCAUUCCCUACUUAUCCGAAAUGUUGCAGUAUUGAAACAGGCUCGUGUUUAAUGGAUCGCAUUUAACGGCACGCAGCACGCAGAAUGAACACGCUGAAGGCGCCAUCGUUGCACUCGCUGCUCGAUUCCGACCAUGGGUCGAACGACAGUCUGCUGGCGGAAUCGCUCCAGCUCGACAUCGAAGAGCUGGAUGAUGAAGAGUACGCAAUCCCGGCCGUCGAUACGCUGCCCACGCUCGAGAGUGUGCUGAGCGAAAUCGACAGCGAUCUGGAUAGUGUGUCGGCGCUCGGUGUGCGGCAGUCGAACGGAAAUGGCACCGGCACGCAAACCUCCAUCGCGGACGACGAUCUGAUCCGCGGUGGAACCACACCGACCCCGUCCCUGGAGGAACAGCUGAAGCUCGAGUCAAUUCUGCGCCACGUCGUGCUGCACGGUGUAACGGCCCAGCUGACCUCGGCCGUCGAUCGUGUGGACGCCGGGCUGGCCACAUCGUGCGCCGUCUCGAUGAUGAUUGCCGUCGGUACGUCGCACGGGCACAUUCUCGCGUUCGACUGCACGCAAACGCUGAAGUGGUGCUGCCAGGAGGGAAUCACACAGGGCGCCGUAUCGGCGAUGGCAUUUAACGAGGACAGCUCCCGUCUGCUGGCCGGCUUUGCGCGCGGGGCCAUCCUCAUGAUUGACACACAAACGGGCGACGUGAUCAGGACGCUGAACGAAGUGAUCACACCGAACACGGGUGUGCUGCAUCUGAAGUGGACGAACCGGCCCGCUCUGGCCCUUUGCUCCGAUUCGGGCGGCUCGGUGUGGAGCUUAAACUUUACCCGAAGGCUUGGCAUACGGGGAUGCGAUUCGCGCUGCCUGUUCAGUGGGGCCCGCGGAGAGGUGUGUACGGUCGAGCCGCUGCUGCUCGGCGACGAGGAACAUCCGCUGAAAACGUACACCAUCGUGGCGCUGGCCACGCUGAGCAAGUUUUUCGUCGUGCUGAUACGGCCCCGGCUGAAGGUGAUCAAAUUUCAUCCCAUGGCGGGCUACCCGGACUGUCUGCCGUUGCUGGCCUGGCAGAUGGUGCUCAUCCAGGCGGCCGAUUCGACGCGCAGCAUCGAUCCGGUCCUGGCGGCGGCACGUGGCAGCGACCUGUUCUUCCAUCAAAUCAUCUACAACAGCGGGCGCAUAUCGUUGCUCUUCCUGCGGCACAUUCAGCUGUCGUACAAUCUGCUCGCCAUCCACUGGCUUGGGCCGAAAUCGAUCGCCUGUCUCGACACGAAGGAAGUGCUGCACCUUUCCGACGUGCGCACGAACCGGGAGCUGGAGGUGAUCGACCUGUCGAACGUGGGGCUCAUGUACAACUCGGCACAGUUCAAGGGCCUGGCGACGGGGGGCAACGUGUCACCGGCGCUCGCCCUGGCUGGGGCGGCCGCUUGCUACAACACGGUAGUGUCGCAGGGCAAUCAGCUGUACCUGCUGGGUGGCAAGAGUCUGCACGGCAUCAGUGCUCGGGCGUGGAGCGAUCGGAUAUCCUACCUUACCUCGAUGCAACGGUGGGACGAAGCGAUCGAGCUAGCGAUUGAAGGUUAUCGGGCGGCGGCAGGACGACAUCGGCGCCUCGUUUCUUCGAAGGACCGAAUACUGCGCAUGUACGAGGAGUAUCUGAGUGUCACGAAGAAAACGCCGGAACUGUGCCUCGAAGCAAUAGUGGGAUGCUUGAUAGAGAUUCAAGAAAAGCAACUGCUUUGGGAGGAACUGUACGAUCGGCUUCCCACCACCGAUCAUUACCUGCAGAUCAUAGCGAAACACAUCGAGUGCGACCAUCUGGACGCGGUUGCACCGAGCGUUGCGCAAGUGAUGUGCGAAUACUUCUGGAAGAAGGGCGAAACGACACGGCUGGAGAACUUGAUCCUGAAGCUAAACUGGCAGUGUCUCGAUCUGCAUCAAGUGCUAACGAUCUGCCGCAAGGAACGACUUUACCGUGCGCAGAUGUACCUCAACACAAAAGCCUUGGGAGAUUACACCGUCUCGCUGACGGAUCUGAUUCCACAGAUCGAGCUCGCGACGGACGAUCUACACCUCGGCAACUGCGUGCUGGUGUACAUCUCGAGCUGUCUCGCCGGCCGUGGCUAUCCCACCGGAGAGAUUGCGCCGGAAACCAUUCCCACCGUAAAGCACGAAGUGUUGCGCUGCCUGACGGUGAUUCACUCCAACAAGGCGCCGGAAGACGAGCUGCCCUAUCCGUACUUGCGCCGCCUGCUGCAGUUUGACACGCGCGAAACGCUCAACGUCAUAUCGCUUGCCUUCCAGGAGAAGGAAUUUAACGGCGAGCUGGGCCUUUCGCAGCGCCAGCGCAUCAUUAACAUUUUGCUGGAAAUUUUAACACCCGAGCACGCGACCUGGUCACAGAUCGGAGCCCUGCUGAACUUUAUCGCCCAGCAGAUUGCGUCUCGCGAGCUGCCGGAGAAUGAGCUGCUGCUGGAGAAGGUCGUUGCGUACCUGACGGCACCGACGGACGUACCACUGUCCAGGCGGGAACACUUUGAGCGCGAACAGACGUGGCUCGAGCUGCUGUGCUCGAACUGUCUCGAUCACAUGCCGACGGAGCAGCUGCUGGACAUUGCGCGGCAGAACCGCUGCUACCACGUGGCCGAGCAUCUGCUGGAGCGGCUCGGGCGGUAUGAGGAAAUAUUCGACUGCUAUCUGCUGGACGAGUUCCGGCGCAUGCAGAUAUUCUCGUACAUCUCGCAGCAUGCGAGCGAUACGCGGCGCCAGAUCUACCAGCUGGUGGUGCAAAAUCUCUGCCAGCUGGUGGACAUCAACUGCGAGCAGGCCGUGCGAGUGCUGGUGGACGGCUUCAUGCGCUACUUGAGCCACUUUCUGCAGCUGCUGGAGCAGGCAGACGUUCCCGAGCGACUGUUUCGCUUUCUCGAGGCACUGCUCAAGCAAUCGGUCCAGCUGGAAACGACGGAUCUGGAGCGAUACCUGGAGCUGCUGUGCCAGUACCGGCCGGAGGAGGUGAUCGAGUUUCUCAAGUCGAACGACUCCUACCGGCUAGACAAUGCCGUCCGGACGAUCAAGCGCUACGAGCUGAACGCUCCGCUGAUCUACCUCUACGAGAAGCAGGGCGACUACCAGUCCGCCUACGCCGUGGCCGUGGAAACGCUCAAGGAUGCGCCGGAAAGUUCGGCCGAAAUGUGCGCCCUGCAGGUGAGCGCCCUGUGCACGCGUGCCUCCUCCGUGCUGACGGAAAGCGACCGGGAGCAGCUGUGGUUCUCGCUGCUGCACAUCGUGCUGGCCCGGUCCGAUCUGACCACGGUCACGAAAAACAUUCUCCAUUCGGCGAGCGAAUUCGUUGACCUUUCGAAGCUGGUCCAGCUGGUGCUGACAUCGUCCGGUAGCACCAGCACGGGCAACUUUGGCGACAUUAAGCACCUGCUGAUAGGUAUGCUUUCCAAUUCGGCGUACGAAACGCUACUGCUACAAACCACAUCACGCAUACUGGGCAACGAUCUGCACGCGAUGUUGGCCCGCGAGCGCAAGAUUGCGAUGCGCGGACUGGCCGUAAAGUCGAUCAAGUGUAUUGUGUGUCGCGCCCGGCUUUACAACACCGAACGGCAACCGAUCGUCGUGAUGGGUGACUGUGGCCACGCCAUGCAUCAGCAGUGUGCGGCCAACUUCUGUACUGUUCCGGUGGAGACGCCCAACGGAACCGAUGGCAAUGGGGGAACGGCGCAAAACGUCGAAACGGGGACGGGUAAGGCGCCGGUAAUGAAGCGUCUAAAAUGUCCACGCUGUGAUGCGGUGGUCGUGGAGGAGUGUUCCAUCCGCACGCCCGAAUGUUACGUGGAAAGUGGUCCUUACGCGAACGAUUCGAGUACUGACAAGGGUCCCAGUACGCUGAAGCUUAGCGCUCCGCCCAGAGUGGGUUGACUCGUCACCUCCCCUGGUGGAUUCGUUCUCUUUCUCCCUCUCUCUCUCUCUCGCUCUGUGUGGUGUGGUUUUCUAGUGGCCAUUCCGGAAUCCAUCCGUUCUUCGGAUUAAAGAAGAAAACACCACACCACGACGGACUUUCAACCACUUUCGCGGCGAGUUGGCGUUGAAGCGGUGAAAUGCGUCUGAUUGUUAGCAUAAUUUCUACCAAAACUACUACUAUUCCCUACUGUUAGUUACGAACGUGUUUAGUCAAUAUCGAGUAAGAAUCGAACAAUUAUUUAUGUUACAUCUGUGUAUGGACGUUUCCCCUUUCUGGAGCGAAUUCGCUACGGCGAACGCGGUCAUCCGAUUUCGGUGACAAACCGAUGAACGAACAAAAACCAUGCUGUAUGUCACGUGAUAGGGAACGAUGUAAUUCGACAACGGAAAAUAAAACAUACCCCCCGAAAAAUCCAUACAUUCA